Molecule: messenger RNA, 711 nt
Organism: Peniophora sp. CBMAI 1063
Lineage: Eukaryota; Fungi; Basidiomycota; Agaricomycetes; Russulales; Peniophoraceae
Source: the annotation of a GenBank genome assembly
AUGGCCACUGCGACUGCCAGCUAUCCGACUGAAGAUGAGAAAAUUAUCAUCUCAGCUGCUGAAGAGCUCAUGCGGGAAACUAUGGCCCGCUAUGAUUGCAGUCAUGACGCUUAUCACGUCGAGCGUGUUCGCAAGACAGCUCUUCAACUCGCUCGCUCGGUCUCCAAGACUCCAGAUCUCUUGACCGUAGAACUCGCCGCUCUCUUGCAUGACGUCCUGGACAAGAAAUAUGUCUCUGCGGAAGAAGCAGCAGACCCAUAUGCUUACUUUCUCCCUUUCUUCACCGAAUUACACUCGCGCGCUCCAUCAAUCAAUCUAGUUGAGGACGGGCGUGCGAAAGCCAUAGCGAUGAUCGUCGAGAACGUGAGCUGGAGCACGGAGAAGAAGUUGAGGGCCGCUGGCAAGUGGGGAGAGUGGCAUGAGGAAUGCGUAGAGCUACAUUGUGUGCAAGAUGCGGAUAGGUUGGAUGCUAUUGGCGCAUUCGGUAUCAUGCGCUGCGCUGCAUUUACCGCUGCUACCAAUAACUCUCUGCAUGCGCCUGAAGGCGAUCCGCGCCGAGAAGCGUCUACAGUACAACACUUCUAUGACAAGCUCCUUCACAUUAAGGAUCGCAUGAAGACGGAACCUGGUAAACAUGCCGCCGAACGCCGGCACAAGCUUAUGCUCGACUUCUUGCAAGGCGUUGACGAGGAGUAUAACGCUGUAUUAUGA